Molecule: messenger RNA, 1770 nt
Organism: Acanthisitta chloris (rifleman)
Lineage: Eukaryota; Metazoa; Chordata; Aves; Passeriformes; Acanthisittidae
Gene: SPATS2L
Product: spermatogenesis associated, serine-rich 2-like
Exons: 4
Coding region: 1-849 (282 amino acids)
Cellular component (GO): cytoplasm
Source: RefSeq, a predicted model, not a curated record
AUGACUGACUAUUGGUAUUUGGCAGUGGAAAUCCUGACUGCUCGGCAGAAGAAAGCUGAGGAGCUGAAGAGACUGACAGACCUAGCCAGUCAGAUGGCUGAAGCACAACUGUCUGAACUCAGGGCUGAAAUUAAGCACUUUGUGAGUGAACGGAAAUAUGAUGAAGAGCUGGGCAGGUCUGCCCGAUUCUCCUGUGAUACAGAACAGCUGAAGACCCAAAUUCAGCAGUGUGGAGAAAUUUCUCACCCAAAGAACAAUUAUUCCUCAAGAACACCAUGUAGUUUAGUGCUGUCUUCAGUGACCUCGCAUGGAACUGGCAAGCAAAAUACGCACACCCGAAAGUCCUCUAGUAAUGUCAAGAACUCUGAUAAUAAAACAGCCAGCAUUAAAGUACAAAGUCAUCUUUCUUCCAAUCCUCCAGAAUCUUCUCAAGGAAUCCCAACAAAUAAGCAGAAUGGGCCUUCUAGCCAGAGACGAAGAUUCAACCCACAGCACCAAAACAUGCGGCUCAGUGGAUCUCUUAAGUCACAAGGUGCCGGUAAUGAGGCAGAUCAAAGUACAAAGAGUGGUUCCAGGUAUGAGCACAGAAGACAGCAGCAUAACAGCUUCAGAUGUAAAAAUAAAGGAGCUCUGAAAAAUCAAGAGCAGUCUACAACUACAAGGACCACAGAGAACACAACACAUUCCGAGAAGACCCGACGGAAGCAUCAUACACCAGACACCACGGAGCACAAGCCUUUCCAAGGCAGUGUUAGAAGGGCAUCACAAUGUAAUUUAUGUCCUGCAAGGAUGGAGGUCUCUGCUGAUGCCACUGUUCUUUCAGUGCCAGCUGUGACUCUGGUGGCUUAAAAUGUCACAGUGAUGGCAGGCAGAGAAAUUUAAUCUGUUCAUUCUAGUUUCUUGCUGGAAAUGCUUAUUGGUGGAAAAAAAAGUCAGUACAUAGUCUUUUAAAUCUGUUGCUACUUAAAACUUGUUGGUAGCUUUGUUACUUACUAAUGAUCAAAAUUAAUUCAUACUUUCAAGGCUUUCCCCAAUAUACUCGCAGUUAUUUUGUCGUGACAGUACAGAAUCUUACCAAAGCAGCAUUUACUUCUUAGAAAAAUGAUACUUAGAUUGGAAAAAUAAAUUGAUAAUUAAAUUCAUCAUAGAAAAAAAACUGUUGUAGAUACGUGGUUAUACCUGUCAACAUUAUUAUUUUAUAGAAGAGCCUGUGUUAGAAGGAUCCCAGGAAGUCUGUAUGCUGCAGUGAAAUCAGAUAAUCUUGUACAAUUUUUCAGCAAAUCUCUAUACACCUCUUUCUUUCUGUGCAUGUAUACAUGUACAUACAUGCACACUGUAUACACAGAGUAUUAUUAUAUACAAGAACAGCCAAAAAAGCAGUUCAUUUGAUUUUCAUUUAUUAUUCCAUAAUCUGAGAUCUUUAAAUUCAAGUAUAAAUUGUAUUAAAUGUAUUGCAUAUUGGUAUUUUUCAUUGACAAGCUAUUUUUGUGAGGCUGAGGAAAUAUCCUCAUUUAAGUUUGGAAUGUAUAUAGUAAUGGCUAUUCAGAUGCACAGCCCUGUUCUCCAUCCUUAUCAGCCACUUUUCUAUGAUCAGUUGGAUUUAUUUUUUUGCAUAUGAAAAGUUGCAGGUCUUCUAGACUUGAAUUCAAAUUAUUUUUCUAUAUUUUUGCGGUAGGAACCAUCUGUCCAUAAUGGGAGCUAUGACUAAUAAAUUACUUAGUCUUAGUGUUCCAGUUCUGUAUUUCAGAAAAACUGUUUCUUCAAAAAAAU